UAUCCGAAUAGAGCAAUCGGGACAAGAGCAAGACCGGAUCUUAAAGGGCCAAAAGGGCUUCCAGUAGUCGGCAACCUAUUCUUGACUUUGCUUGAGGCGGACAGAUUUAAUGACACCUUACUUGAAAUGACUAAAAAAUAUGGUGAAAUAUACACAUAUACGUUACCGGGUGUAGGACGAUUUGUUGUAAUCAAUACUCCGGAAUUGAUCGAACACAUGUUGAAAGAUAAUUUUCUGAAUUAUCCAAAGGGUCCUUAUUUUUAUCGUCUUCUUUCAGAAUUAUUUGGCAGUGGUAUUUUCAACGUUGAUGGGCAAUCAUGGAAAGUCCAACGAAGAAUUACAAGCCAAAUCUUUCAAGGAAAAAACUUUCGUGCCAUAAUUUGCCGUGAGUUUGGAGAACACUCAAAAACUGUGCUCGGAAUUUUAUCAAAAGCAGCCGAGACGGGGGAAAGUAUAGAUCUUCAAAAUCUAUUCUUUCGUUUCACUUUUGACGCUUUCAUGAAAAUCUGCUUCGGUCAAAAUCUCGACACUCUAACUAAUCCUGAGAACUUGCCACUUUUCGCCGUUGCAUUCGAUCGUGUUCAAGAAACAAUUAAAAGGCGCCUGCUUAAUCCUUUAUGGCCAAUUCUAGAGAUGUUCGGACGAAAAAAUCGCAAGCAUUGGAAAAUACUUGAUGAUUACGCGUAUAAUGUUAUUCGAGAGCGACGACGGAAGCCUCUAAAUACGGAACAUCCCACGGAUAUCUUGCAAUUGUUUAUGGAUACUAAAUAUACUGAUGGAGAAACUUUGAGUGAUAAAGAAUUGCGUGAUAUUAUUCUUAAUUUGAUCGUAGCUGGACGAGAUACUACAGCAGUUGCCUUGUCAUGGAUGACGUAUAGAAUAAUGACAAAUUCUUCAGUCGAGAAAAAUUUAUUAAAAGAAUUUGACUCGCUCAUUACGCCCGAGAAUCCGGUUCCCGACUAUGAACGUGUUAAAAAACUCCCAUACGCCUAUGCAGUAUGGACUGAAACAUUGAGAUUACAUCCAAGUGUGCCACUAAAUUUUAAGACUACGGCAAAGGAUGAUAUCUUACCUGGAGGCGUCCCAGUAAACGCUGGUGAUAUGCUGCUAUGGGUUCCGUAUGCAAUGGGUAGAGACGAGCGCGUCUGGGGUAAAGACGUUGACGAAUUUAAACCAGAGCGAUUCUUGAACUCUGGUGAAUUUGUCAAGCCAAGUUCGUACAAGCUUAUCGCUUUCAAUGCUGGACCACGAAUAUGUCUUGGGCAGGAAUUUGCAACAAUCGAAGCGUUAACGCUAUUAUCAAUGAUGCUUAAAAACUAUCGUUUUGAACUGGUGACCAGUGAAAAAAUGAUCACAUAUGCAACGUCGAUUUUACUGCCAAUGAAACAUCCAUUGUUGGUCAAGGUUAUUAAACGCGAAGCAUCAACAUAA
Molecule: messenger RNA, 1431 nt
Organism: Ambispora gerdemannii
Lineage: Eukaryota; Fungi; Glomeromycota; Glomeromycetes; Archaeosporales; Ambisporaceae
Source: the annotation of a GenBank genome assembly